CCCCCGUUCACAUGCUUCCGUUUGUGGAUGCCUCGUGGAUGCUUUCCGAGACUUGUUAAGUGUAAUUCCUCAUUCUGGUAGUUCGAAAACUGGUGUACCUUACGCAAAGGGAAUAAUUAAUUGUUCAGAAUGUUGCCGGAACCCCAUGAUUGGCAGCUACAGUAUAAGGAUUUGAAGCCCCGGGUUGCUCAUCUGCUGCAGUCCGGCUUAUGGUCAGACUGUUCCUUCCUGGUGGGUUCGGAGGUGGUGCCAGGUCACAAGUUGAUGCUGUCAUUGGCAUCCCCGGUGUUUGAAGCCAUGUUUUAUGGCACUAUAGCGGAGACAAACAACCAACUGAUACCAGUCACAGAUAUACAACCUAAAGCUUUUAAAGCACUUUUAGAGUAUAUCUACACAGACAAGUUAAACGUCAGUUGUGUGGUAAACGCCUGUGGGCUUUACUAUGGAGCCAAGAAAUACAUGCUGCCCCACCUCAUGAAGAAAUGUCUCCUCUACAUCUUGUCUUCUUUAUCUCCAAAUAAUGUAUGCUGCGUGUAUGAAUUCACAAAAGUCUUUGAAGUCCAUGGUCUUUUAAAAACAUGUAAACAGAUGAUACAGGUUAAUGCCAGUGAGGUGUUGAAAAACAGCAACUUUGAGGAGGUGGAGCUGAGCACAGUGCUGGAGGUGUUCUCGAUGGAGCGUCUGCGCGUGAGCAGCGAACUGGAACUGUUCGCGGCGGUGGACCGCCGCACGCGCACCUUAUCAGAAGAUGGUGAUCAAAAGAUCCGGAAUGUGCUCGGAAAGAUCCGUUUCCUCACGCUGACGCCGCAGCAAUUCGUGGAGGGUCCGGCGAAGUCUCCGCUUUUCACUAAGGACGAGGUCUUGUCGGUCCUCACCAACAUUGUGUCAAGCAACUCCCAUUUACCGCUGCCGGACGGUUUCAGCGCCUGCCGCGUGCCUCGCAGCCUGCUCGCUGGAUCGGCAGAAGGGAUGUUGAACAUGGAAGAGGAUUGUUGGCGCCGGGUGCUGAACUAUGUACCAUUGCGGGACAUAAUACUUUCGGAGCGUGUCAGUCGCGGCUGGCAGAAGAUGGUGCUGGUAUACCUAUCAAGUAUCAGUAUUGGUAUUCUGCCCAGUUGGGCAUUGUGGCGGCAUGUACCAGAUGUGCGUUGGUUGGAGGUUGACAGCUCGUCGCUUGAGCUGUGCUGCCGCAAGCUUGGCGCGUCACUCGAGGUCGCGUGCUGCGCCAGCGAGCAGGAUUUAAAAACAAUCGCAGAACAGUGCCCUAACUUGAAACAAGACACCGAAAUGGAAUAUGACGAAGCGCGGUCCGAAGCGACCUUCCGCUACACAGUGCAGAAGUUCCGCAGCCUCGAGGGCCCGGUAUUGUCCCCACCCUGCUACGUGCGCAACCUGCCCUGGAAGAUCAGGGUGAUGCCCCGGCAGGCGCUCGACUCCGACCUGCUGAAGCGGAAAACGCUCGGCUUCUUCUUGAAGUGCAACGAGAAGAACGAGUCUUCCAGCUGGUCGUGUAACGCCAUGGCAGAGUUGAGACUCAUCUCGCAUAAGCCGGACUGUGAACCGUUUUUUAUGAAGAUGGAGGUUUUGUUCUGCAGUAAGAAGAACGGUUGGGGAUUCCCCGACUUCAUGAAGUGGGACGAUGUCCUGGACCCGGAGAGGGGUUACAUCAAGGACGACGCCAUAACCGUCGAGGUGCACGUGACGGCACAGGCGCCCCACGGCGUGUCGUUGGAUUGGUUUCGGAGAGCUGCAUCGUAAAACUUGCCAGUAAAGGUCUAAAGAGAUUGAGUCAACAAACUUACAGACACUCGAUUUGAUGUGGUGUGAAGAUUUAAAAUUCAGCCACUUAUCUUCAGUGGAACGAUUAAGGGGACUCGAGAAACUCAAAUUGAUUUUCGCUCCCGAAGAAAUUAAUGAAAAUUUACAUUUGUUGCUGCCCAAUACGCCCACUGUGUGCGUGACAAUGGCACGCGCCGUAGCACGCGCUCAGGCACAAUGGCACACAAUGGCCGACCGCUCACAUAAAAGAAAUAAUUGGUUUUGUUUAACAGCUUAGGGUGUUAAGCGUAAAAAUCAUUUGAGAAGAUUCAUACUAUACGAGAGCUAAUUGUUUGUGGUUAUGCUCAUGAGUGUGAAUAUGAACACUUUUCGGGGGCGUCUGCAAGCUUAACCACUUAAAAUUUCUGUUCUCCAGCCUCGUAGACUAGUGACGAACGCGGACUUAGGCCCCAUUCGCACGAGAGCUUAAAAAGCGGUGCGUGUGCGACGCACCCAUAAGUAAGAGCGAGAAAGCGAUACCUCUUUCUCGCCUUUACUUAUGGGUGCAUCACACACGCAACGUUUUUUGAGCUCUCGUGCUAAUGGGGCCUUAGAGGCCACAUGGCGAAAAGCUGCAAAAAACUACAGUUUUGUUGCUAUCUGCCUGCACUUGUAAGUUAGCAAUGCAUGAUUUAUAACAGAGAAGUUGAAUAGUGCAAUGCCGCACUAAAAGUAUGCAGUUAUAUUGCAUCUUCAGUGUACCUGUGUAAACUUUCAUUAGAAAUCAGUAUAUCUAUCCCUAAAACGAGCUAGGCUUAAAACAAGGUCCACCCGAUGUAUAUGUAUCGAAGAAGAUGAGGGAAGAUGUCGAUUCUACUUCCCGUGAUCUAUACAACAUACUCCAGAAACUUUCAAAUUGCGAAAAAAAGGUAAAUGUGACGCGUGCACCGCGAGUAAAAACGUUGACGUCACAGUAAUUUUGUCAGGCAAUUCAAAAUUUGUAUCUGGUAACCCUAGUCACAGGCCGCACGGCUGCGAGCUGCGACAAAAUGUACGGAAAGCAUCGUGAUUUCUUUUUUGUUAUUUACGCCGUAAAAAGGAUAAUUAUAAGGUUGCCAAUGUCAUAAAUUUAUUCUCGUUAUGUUAUAAUAAAAGGAAUCUAGUAAAAGUGUUUUUGAUAUGCAUUUUAGAUGGAUUAUUCCCACUAAAUACCUCUAAGUUGUUACCAGUGGUAACUACUGGGAAUUUUU
This is a messenger RNA of Cydia strobilella, 3008 nucleotides long. RefSeq lists its product as uncharacterized. The coding region runs from base 130 to 1758 and encodes 542 amino acids. Lineage: Eukaryota; Metazoa; Arthropoda; Insecta; Lepidoptera; Tortricidae. The transcript has 10 exons. The record is from RefSeq and is a predicted model, not a curated record. Gene Ontology annotation, cellular component: cytosol. Gene Ontology annotation, molecular function: protein binding. Gene Ontology annotation, biological process: neurogenesis.